This is a messenger RNA of Endocarpon pusillum Z07020, 1896 nucleotides long. RefSeq lists its product as uncharacterized. The transcript is spliced from 4 exons. Bases 1 to 1896 code for a protein of 631 amino acids. NCBI's taxonomy places the organism in Eukaryota, Fungi, Ascomycota, Eurotiomycetes, Verrucariales, Verrucariaceae. The record is from RefSeq and is a predicted model, not a curated record.
AUGCAUCCACUAGGGGAAUCUGAGAUCCAGCAUGGUUCGUACAAGAUCAAGCGGUCCACUGGCGAGCCUGUCCCAUUAGAAAUCCAUCCCAAUUUGUUCAAGUUCUCUAAUCUCAUUUCUUGGGCUUUAUGGUUUCUCUACAUCACUGCUGAAUUCCAUCUCGCAUGGUCAGUGCAGGUCGGCACGCCUAAAAUAAUAUGGCGAAUGUGGAUUAUACUCUGGGCGGAGGUGUGCUUGUCCUUCCAGGAGGUAGUUCUUGCCAUCAACACAAUCUUGGCUCUCUUUGGUGCUAGUGACACUCGUGUUCGCCCAUGCUAUCGACUGGUGGGCAGCUCCGCUCCCACUGUCGAUGUCUUUAUUCCAUGCUGUGGAGAGGCUAUUGAUGUAAUCAUCGAUACAGCCGCGGCGGCAGCUGCACAAGACUUUCCCUCGCAGCGAUUUCGGGUUUUCGUUCUUGAUGAUGGCCACGACCAAGGGCUUCGACAAGCGGUGGACGUGUUGAGCAAGCAGUCCGCAGAAAAGAACGGUCCAGUUCUGUGUUAUCUAUCUAGAGACCUAAGACCUGGUGACCAGUCCUACUUUAAGGCGGGAAACCUUCGAUUCGGCAUCGAGCAGACGCAGCGCUUGGGUAGCUCGGAUUAUCUCGCCUCUCUCGAUGCUGACAUGAUUCCGGAGCCUGACUGGCUGAGAAGGAUGGUACCCCAUUUGAUCUUGGACGACGCGGUGGCCCUAGCAUGCCCUCCCCAGCGCUACUACAAUGUCCCCAGCACGGAUCCAUUAGGACAGCAGGCAGAAUUUGACAUCUGGUUUACGAUAUUCGAACCCUUAAACGACCGCCUAGACGCCGCCAUGUGCACAGGAUCCGGGUUUGUCGUUAAGAGAAGCGCCCUUAACGACAUCGGAGGCUGGCCUUUGGCCCAUGCAGGAGAAGAUCUGAUGUGCUCGGCUGCUUUGAGUAAUGCCGGCUGGAAGGUUGCUUUUAUUCGGGAAGACCUGCAACUUGGACUGGCUCCAGAUUCGUUACGGGCUCAUGUAAGACAGAGGAUGCGUUGGACAGUUGCUGGCAUAGAAGUUCACAAGCAAUUUGGAUUCUAUCUAGCAGGUUCGAGGUUCACCUCUCAGAUGACCUGGGUCCAAAGAGGAGUUGGUGUCCUGCAAGCGCUUAGGGACUACGCCCAUGUGACGAAUGUUUUGGCACUCGUCUUGUUGCCAAUCGCAAUUCAUCCCAUUCCGCAUGAGGAGUUUGCCGCCAUGGCAACUGUCGAAGAUCUUUUCUGGCUGCGGAGUAUUUUUCCGGCAGCAUUCCUAGCACAUAAGAUCAACAACUAUAUCAUGUAUGCGCAUAUUGGAUCCCAACGCCUAGCGAGUUUUCAAAGUAUGGAUGUCUAUUGCGCUCCUUACACCGCAUCCCGCUGCCUCCUCUCCCUCUUACCGUCUACCCUCAGCCCUCCGACCUUCGAAGUCAGCGGCUCCAUUCUGUCUCCGGCCAACGAGCGCUCCGCGCUCCGCCGCAAGCCGCUCCCUUACCGCCUCCUCACCCUCGACAUGUUGAUUUAUUUCUCCUACAUCAUCUUCGCCUCCAUCCCGCUCGGCCUUCGCUUCCUCGCUUUUACAAGCCCCGACCCAGCGGAAUCCUCGGGUUCCGGCAUCUUGUUCUUCCCCUUCAUUGGGGCGCUCCUGAAGCUUCUCGACGCUAUCCUAAAAGCAGCGGUGCCGUUGUGGUAUAUGCUCUAUCCGCCGACAGUGCCGGAGAGAGACGAAUUGAUGGAGACGGAUGAGAAGGGUUUGAGGCGUCCAAAGAAUAGACGUAGCCAGAAUUUGCGAGGUGAGGAUAGGGGUUGGCUGGGGAUGGAUGUCCUGGAGGUGGGGUUUGUCUGCUGGUGGUUUUGGUGGUAA